Messenger RNA from Elaeis guineensis (African oil palm), 1162 nucleotides. Lineage: Eukaryota; Viridiplantae; Streptophyta; Magnoliopsida; Arecales; Arecaceae. The record is from RefSeq and is a predicted model, not a curated record.
GGCUGGCGCCGUUAACCUUUUCCCCUUCCCACUCCUCUCGUCUCGUCUUCCAUCUUUUCCCUCCUUUCUCUCUCUCUCUCUCUAUAUCUCACGUCGAGUUUCGCGUCCUGUGGGUGAUGGGGAGAGUUACUGUUGCUUAAAACUGGGAGCUUUGCUAUUGCUUGCUCGCCUCAUCCCAAACUCCUCUGUUUCUCCCCUGUACUCUUAUCUGCUGAAGAAAGGGAAGGCAAGGCAAGAUGGUGGGUUUCACGGGCGGGAUGCCGGAUUGGUUGGAAACCAUGCUUGGAGAAAGGUUCUUUAAUCCAUGCAUGAUCCACGAGGCGGUGAAGAAGAACGAGAAGAACGUCUUCUGUCUCGACUGCUGCUCUAGCUUCUGCCCCCAAUGCCUCCCUCGUCACCGCCCUCACCGCCUCCUCCAGAUUCGUAGAUAUGUGUAUCACGACGUUGUUCGAGUGGACGAUCUGGAGAAGUUGAUCGACUGUUCUUCCGUUCAAUUGUACACAACGAACGGCGCAAAGGUGGUUUUUUUGAACAAGCGGGCACUGAGCCGGCCGUUUCGCGGCUCCGGCAAUGCCUGCCGCUCCUGCGACCGCCCCCUUCAGGACCGAUACCUCUUCUGCUCCCUCUCCUGCAAGGUGAAGCUUUUGUUGAGGAGCGAGGUAGGGCUGGCGAGGGAGCUCAGAGAGUGCCAAUUCCUAUCACUGCCGAGCACGUGCGACUUGGAUGAGGGCCAUCUCACGCCCGACUCCAUUCUCGAGUCCACCUCCGCCACCUCCUCCGGCUCCUCCGCCACGGGCGGCGGCUUGGAGCCCCGGAACACGCGGAGUACCGCUGGGAUGGAGCCCCUCGUCCGGCGGCGGGGGAGCUGCGCUGGCCGCCCGCUCGGUCCGGAGGUAGUGAACCGGAGGAAGAAGGGUAUUCCCAUGCGGGCGCCGCUGUUAUGAACCGGACCUGGCCCGGUUCGGUGAGCUUCAUUUUGGCUGGAGAAUUUGGGAUUAAAUUUUGGGAUAUGCAAAUAGUUAUUUAAAAGAAAAAAAAGAAAAAUCUUCCCAAUUUUGUAAAGGAAUUAUAAUGGGUUGCUUUUAUCACUUACUCUCCAUAUUUUUCUUCUAAUCCUCAACUAACAGAAGGUUCAUGCAUACGAUUUUUACUUUGAAUUCAA